Saccostrea cuccullata (small rock oyster) is the source of this 415-nucleotide messenger RNA. RefSeq lists its product as uncharacterized. The transcript has 2 exons. The record is from RefSeq and is a predicted model, not a curated record. The coding region runs from base 69 to 374 and encodes 101 amino acids. NCBI's taxonomy places the organism in Eukaryota, Metazoa, Mollusca, Bivalvia, Ostreida, Ostreidae.
AAGACACCAGUUCAUAUCGGAGAAGUACUUCUGAUUUAAGUUUGACUUCCAGGGACACAAAGGUAGAAAUGACAGAUGCAAGUUCAGUUUGGAAGAAGUGGCAGGAAGACUCUACAUCAGUCCGACGUUUUGGUUCUGAUGUUUACUACAAAUACAAAGCACACUGGUACUGCAGAGACAAGGAAGGGCGCAAUGGCUCUUUUCUCAGAAAAUACAACGGAGUGGGAAAUUCCAUAGAAUUCAGAGCAUAUAUGGUGUUUAAUUCACAGAAAAAGGAUUUCGUGGAGCAGCAUGGAUGGAAGAAUCCCACACCCGAGGGCCUUGGUAGUAUUCCCUUCCUGAAAAUGUCGGGUGCACGCCUUCCAAGAAAGUAAUAGGGGACAAAUUAACGAUAAAACAUGCAACUAAAUGAAAC